AUUUGUGCUAAACUUCACACAUAUUUUUGUAUACAAAAAAUCAAUAUUCAAUUGUCAAGCAAAUCCUAACUCACACAUUAGCAUAUCUUAAAACGUCCAGGUCAAAUUUUUGUCAAGAGCAUGAGUACCUGUUUGGAACGGUUUUUUUGCCCAAAUAAACCUGUUUGCAGCUCUGGCAGAAGGGCCACAUUCUAUUAUCCUGGAGGUGGGUCUUACUCUGGUUACUGGCUAUGCAACAAACACCAGGGCUGGGGCGUCAAAAAGACGGCAAAACGAACUUCCCAGUAUUUUUUGGGUAAAAAGCAUCCUGAGGGGCAGCUAGUCUACGAGGGUCACUGGUAUCAGGGCAGGAGGCAGGGAGUCGGAUCAAUGCUUCGUAAGCGAGGCACUGAUGUACAGCUGAUAUAUUCUGGAAGAUGGUACGAUGACAUGAAAUGUGGAGAGGGCAAGCAAUUCUAUCCCGACGGUUGUGUCUAUUUCGGAAAAUGGCUAAGAAACCGUCGACACGGACUGGGUAUCCAAUGGUACAAUGAUGGCAGUAUCUAUGCGGGCGAGUGGGAGACUGAUUUCCGUCAUGGUCUGGGCAUCAUGUUCUACGCUAAUGGUAAUCGCUACGAGGGACACUUUGCACGCGGCUAUAAAAAUGGUGAGGGUGUCUUCUAUCAUAUGCACACGGGUCAAAUCCAAAAAGGAAUGUGGGACAAUGAUAACGUAAAGACGUCGGUGAUGCAGGAUGAUCCUAAAAUUCGGUGCAAUGUGGCAGUAACUCCGUAUCCGAUUCCACGAAACUAUCUUAAAUACCCCAACGAAAUAAUGCGAGAACUCUUUCAGAGAUACAAAGAUUUUAGCGAUAAGCCCCAUCGUAGAUUCAACGACAAAGUCAGUCUUGACUUCAUACAUCAUCACCGACAUUACGCCUCCUUUGAAGAGCGCUUCGCGUCGCCAACAAUUGUGGACCUUUAUCCCAGUGCUGAGUACGCAUGUACUUGCAAGUGUGAACAGAUUGCGCGAAAUGAAACCAAUGUUAGUCAGAUCUAGUUAGUUAAACGAUGGUUUCGCACAAUUGAUUUAAAAAUUUGAAGGAAUACUAAAAA
Drosophila suzukii is the source of this 1094-nucleotide messenger RNA. RefSeq names its product MORN repeat-containing protein 3. The record is from RefSeq and is a predicted model, not a curated record. NCBI's taxonomy places the organism in Eukaryota, Metazoa, Arthropoda, Insecta, Diptera, Drosophilidae.